This is a messenger RNA of Erigeron canadensis, 3009 nucleotides long. RefSeq names its product TMV resistance protein N-like. Gene Ontology annotation, biological process: defense response. NCBI's taxonomy places the organism in Eukaryota, Viridiplantae, Streptophyta, Magnoliopsida, Asterales, Asteraceae. The coding region runs from base 1 to 3009 and encodes 1002 amino acids. The record is from RefSeq and is a predicted model, not a curated record. The transcript is spliced from 3 exons. Gene Ontology annotation, molecular function: ADP binding.
AUGGAGUCUCGGGUAAAGGGUUUUGUAUCAGCUCUAGAAACUGCUCCUGAUGAUGUUCGGAUGAUAGGGAUCAAAGGGAUGGGAGGGGCAGGGAAGACAACUUUGGCCAGAGCUGUUUUUGAUCACAUAUGCAUUCGGUUCGAAGGUAAAAGCUUUGUUGAGAAUGUGAGGGAAGUUUCAAAAGCUUCUUUAUCUGGUUUAAAGAAAUUGCAAACGCAAGUUCUUUCAGAUGUCUUAAAUGAUCGAGGUAUCAAAGUAAGUAGUGUCCAGGACGGGAAAAACAUGAUGAAAAAGAUGAUGUGUAGUCGAAAAGUUCUUGUUGUUUUAGAUGAUGUGGAUGAUAUAAAACAGCUUGAGGCGUUGGCCGGUGAGCCUAAUUGGUUUAAGCCUGGGAGUAGAAUUCUUGUUACAACUAGAGACGAGCAAGUGCUAGUUGCUCAUCGAGUGAACUUGAUUCGUGAUGUCAAUAUGUUAUCCCAUGAGGAAGCUGUUUGCCUCUUUAGUAGGUACACUUUUGGAAAAGAGAUUCCAAUUCAUGGGUAUGAAGAACUAUCAAGACAAGUUGUACGUUAUGCUGCCGGUCUUCCCUUAACCAUUAGAGUUUUGGGCUCUUUUCUUUGUGGUAAAAAUGAGCUUCAAUGGAAAGAUGCCAUAGACAGACAAAAAAGGAUUCCCUUGAGGGAAACUCUUGAAAAAUUGGAGUUAAGCUAUAUAGGUUUAGAGGAGGAUUAUAGGGAAAUAUUCCUAGAUAUUGCAUGCAUAUUGAAAGGGUGGAGGAAAGAUUAUGUAGUUAAAGUGCUUGAAAGCUGUGGAUUUCAUGCUAGAAAUGGCUUGAGAGUUCUUGAGCAAAAGUCUCUCAUUACUACCGAAUAUGGCUACUUGGGCAUGCAUGACCAUAUUGAAGAAAUGGGUAAAAAUAUAGUUCGCCGUUUGCAUCCAUGUGAGCCUAAUAGACACAGCCGAUUGUGGAUUCGAGAGGAAAUUGAAGAUAUAUUGGCUAAUGAUUUGGGUACUGAAGCAACAAGAUGUUUACAAAUGGAAAUGCCUCAAGAUGACCAUCUAGAGAAUUUUAUCAUAGGUCUUCGAAACAUGAAGAAACUAAAAGUUCUUGACAUGGAUAGAAGUGGAGAUGACAUCAAUGUCAGGGAAGUACUUGGUCAAUGCUUACCAAAUUCUUUACGAUAUCUUAGAUGGCGUUGUUACCUUUUCGAGUCUUUAAUGACAUCAUUUCAGGAAGAUCAUCUUGUUGGACUUUCCCUACUAGUUAGUGAAAUUAAACAAUUAUGGGAAUGCGGAGAAAGAAAGGUUCUUAAAAAGCUAAGGUUUCUUGACAUGAUUCGAUCAUACAUAAGAACUUUGGACCUUGAGAUGAUUCCAAAUAUCGAAACGUUAAAUCUUGCUGCAUGUGAUCAUUUGGUAGAACUUAACAUGCCCUUUGAAUGUCUAAAGCUCAAAGCUCUUAACCUUGAGCGUUGUAAGAUGUUGAGGAACCUUAAGCUAGCACCGACUCCAGAUCUCGAGACUUUAAGUCUUAAAGGAUGUGUUCAUUUGGUAGAAUUUAACAUGCCUUUCGAAUGUUCAAAUCUCAAAGCCCUUAACCUUAAACAGUGUAGGAUGUUGACAACUUUUAAGCUUGCACCCACCCCGAAUCUCGAAACAUUAAAUCUUAAAGGAUGUGUUAAUUUGGUAGAACUUAACAUGUCCUUCCAAUGUUCGAAACUCAAAGCCCUUGACCUUGAAGAUUGUGAGAUGUUGCGAACCCUUAAGCUUGCAUCUAGUCCAAAUCUUGAGACGUUAAGUCUUAAAGGAUGUGUUGAUUUGGUAGAAUUUAACAUGCCCUUAGAAUGUUUAAAGCUCAAAGUUCUUAACCUUGAACAUUGUGAGAUGGUGAGGACCCUUAAGCUUGCAUCCACUCCGGAUCUCGAGACGUUAAGUCUUUUACGAUGUAUUAAUUUGGUAGAACUUAGCAUGCCCUUCGAAUGUUUAAAUCUUAAAACCCUUAACCUUGAAUAUUGUGAGAUGUUGAGGACCCUUAAGCUUGCACCCACUCCGGAUCUCGAGACGUUAAGUCUUCUUGGGUGUGUUAAUUUGGUUGAACUUAACAUGCCCUUUGAAUGUUCAAAGCUUAAAUCCCUUAACCUUGAACGUUGUAAGAUGUUCAGGACCCUAAAUCUUGCUCCCACUCCAGAUCUAGAGACGCUAAGUCUUAGAGGAUGUGUUGAUUUAGUAGAACUUAACAUGCCAUUUGAGUGUUCAAGGCUCAAAUCCCUUAACCUUGAAUAUUGUGAGAUGCUGAGGACCCUUAAGCUUGCACCCACUCCGGAUCUCGAGACGUUAAGUCUUCUUGGGUGUGUUAAUUUCGUAGAACUUAACAUGCCCUUUGAAUGUUUAAAGCUCAAAUCCCUUAACCUUGAACGUUGUAAGAUGUUUAGAGCCCUGAAUCUUGCACCCACUCCGGAUCUAGAGACGUUAAGUCUUAGGGGAUGUGUUGAUUUAGUAGAACUUAACAUGCCCUUCGAAUGUUUAAGGCUCAAAUCCCUUAACCUUGAACGUUGUAGGAUGUUGAAUAGCCUUAAGCUUGCACCCACUCCGGAUCUCGAGACAUUAAGUCUUAAAGGAUGUAUUGAGUUGGUAGAACUUAACAUGCCCUUCCAAUAUUCAAAGCUUAAAGCCUUUAACCUUGAAGAUUGUCAGAUGUUGAGGACCUUUAAACUUGUACCUACUCCGGAUCUCGAGACAUUAAGCCUAAAAGGAUGUGUUGAUUUGGUAGAACUUAACAUGCCUUUUGAAUGUCCAAAGCUCAAAUCCCUGAACCUUGAAGAUUGUGAGACGUUGAGGACCCUUAAGCUUGCACCCACUCCGGAUCUCGAGUCGUUAACACUUAAAGGAUGUGUUGAUUUGGUCGAACUUAAUAUGCCCUUCGAAUGUUCAAAGCUCAAAGCCCUUAACCUUGAACAUCGUGAGAUGUUGAGGACCCUUAAGCUUGCACCUACUCCGGAACUCGAGUAA